Molecule: messenger RNA, 984 nt
Organism: Rhagoletis pomonella (apple maggot)
Lineage: Eukaryota; Metazoa; Arthropoda; Insecta; Diptera; Tephritidae
Product: RNA transcription, translation and transport factor protein
Exons: 3
Coding region: 121-861 (246 amino acids)
Biological process (GO): tRNA splicing, via endonucleolytic cleavage and ligation
Cellular component (GO): tRNA-splicing ligase complex
Molecular function (GO): RNA binding
Source: RefSeq, a predicted model, not a curated record
CGCAAAUUGACAGCUGUUGUUUUUUUCCGAGGGGUAUAUGUUAGUGGAGCAAAGCUGAUUUAUUAAAAAUCAUUAAAUUGAUCAAACUUUGGUAGAGUAAAUAUAGAAUAUCUUCCGAAUAUGAUUAAGCUGAAAUUAGAAGCACUGGAACAUCCAACUCCCAGCAAUGUAGAUAUCAAUGAUCGUAAAGUAUUUGCUAGUACUAUUCUGUGGUUAGAAGACCAAAAAAUACGCCAGUAUAGAAUAGAGGAUCGUGAGGAUCUCCGCAAGGUUGAUCAACUUGACAUAUGGGAGCAAGCGUAUGAAAACUAUAAGGCAGAUCUUGGCAUGCCACAAUUCUGCACUCCAAUAGAAGAAAUAACUUGGGUGCUUGGCUAUGCCAUUCGAUUGGAAUUUUUAGAUGCUCCCGAAAAUUACAAAGCUAUAAAUUCCAUAGAGGUGAGCAAGCAGCAAAAUAAGUCUCUCGCACCUAGCAUAAAAGCGGAAAAUUUCUUCGACAACCUGGAUUUUAAUCACAAAGAUUUCAUAGCUGGAGUACGCUCAUUAGCCAAUAAGCUUAAAAUUCCGCAUCACCCAAAUCAUCUUGUACAAUUGGAAGCAAUUGCCCGUGUUGUACAUGAAAGACUUUCAGCUUCUGCUAAGAAUCGUCAGCCGAUAACUGGAACUCCUUUUCCUUUUGAAAAGGGUAAUGAUGUGGUGACGGAUGAUCCCGCUUUGGAUUAUUCUGUCCGCAUUUUGCGAUUAUUACAAAUACAAAGUUUACGCCAGUUACAAACAAAAAUCAAUGAAACAAUUGUAGCUGUUCAAGAUUUAAUUGCUAAUCCUAAAACAGAUACAAAACUGGGAAAGGUAGGUCGAUAAACACUGUAAGAACAACUUUCGAGGAAUGACGUCAUUUUGCACAUAUAUACAUAUGUGUUUAUUUUUUAUUAUGCUUUGAAUAUUGAAAAUACACAGAUAAUGCAGUAAUUUACUUAAUAAGUA